UUCGUUAGAGCAACUUCGCUCGUCGUUCGUGGGACAUCGCAAGGUCCAACUAGAGUUUAAAACGCAUACGUUUCGAGAGAAUCUCGGUGAAUUCGUAGUGUUUAGUGUCCAGAACUCUGUACAUACACCCCCUGUGAAAACGUUCGAUCAGUGCUCCCGAUCGAUUACCGAAGUUUCGCGGACUGUUCAGAAACUUCCAAGUGAUCGAAGUGAUGGUGAAUAUGGAGGGCUCCUGCGAGCAGCACACGGUAACAGCCUCGCCGCCGCCGAGAACCGCGCUGAAGAGCAGCUUCAGCAUCCGCAGCAUCUUGCCGGAAGCUUGCGCCGGCACCCCGGCGCCGGCCGACAGUCGUUCAACGUCCCCGUACGUGAGCCACGUCGAGGACACCUCGGAUUCCAGUGAUUUGGACGUGACCGGUGAUGGCGGCACUGAGACGCCGCCGUUGGAUUGCUCGACGAACGCCGGGGUCGCGGCGAAUACCGAGGUGAAGGACUCGAAGGACCGGGAGACCGACGAGAAGAAGAAGACCGAGAAGCCGCCGUACAGCUAUAACGCGCUGAUCAUGAUGGCGAUCCGCCAGAGCCCGGAGAAGCGGCUAACGCUAAACGGAAUUUACGAGUUUAUUAUGAGCCAUUUCCCUUACUACGAGAACAACAAGCAGGGCUGGCAGAACUCGAUUCGACAUAAUCUCUCGCUGAACAAGUGCUUCGUGAAGGUGCCGCGACAUUACGACGAUCCCGGCAAGGGGAACUACUGGAUGCUGGACCCCAGCUCCGAGGAUGUCUUCAUCGGAGGCACCACGGGCAAGUUGCGCAGAAGAACCACGGCGGCUUCCAGGUCGAGGCUGGCGGCGUUCAAAAGGAGCGUUGUCAUGGGAAGCCUCUAUCCCACGCCUUACGCUCCGUCGGCAUGGCCAGCAACCCUGUACACGCUGCCGUACUUGCACCGCGCCGCCAGCUACCCGGCGCCCGCCGGCCCCUACACCACGCCCGCGGGUUAUCCCGCGAGCUUGUUGCCCGGCGCCGUCACCAGCACCGCCAACAGCCCCGCCAGCAGCCUCCCCAGCAGCCUUCCUAGCAGUCUACCCAGCAGCCUCCCCAGCAGUCUACCCAGUAGCCUCCCCUGCAGCCCCGCCAACAGCCUCCCAUGCAAGCCGCAGCCUCUGCCAGCCGCCGCCGCGCCUCCCGCUCACGGACACUUCGCCAUGGACAGGCUGCUGCAUCCAUCCCCCGGCUACGCCGCCAGCAUCGCCGCCGGCAUCCCUAUCUCCGGCAACCCCUACGACUUCUACUCGACUCUGAGGUCCCUGGCCGCGCACCAGCAGCAUCAGGUCACGGGAACGGUGUUCGCUCACAACCAGCAGCAUAGGUACCAUCAGCCGUCGGUUCUCGGUCAGAUGACGUCCGCCAGGGCCUCGCCUGGUAGCAGCCCCGAGCCAAUGUCCCCACAUUCGCCACCGGUUUCGAUAUGCAACUCCGUGCAGCAGCCCAGGAUGCAGCACUCUACGCCGCAAUUGCUUCUGAAACCCAUCACCGUGCUCACCGGCAGGCAGAGCUGAACGUCGCCGCCGUGGACGCUGGAUCAGUGAUCUGCUUGGUAGCCGGUUCGCUGUGCCGUUCGGAGGAGUUUGAGGACGAGUGAGAGCAAUGUUGUUGGUUGAUUCGUUUGGACAAGUGGGUUUAUGAACUUGUAGAGCGUGAGAGAAUGUCUGCUAGUCAUUACAUAUCGUAGUAAAUAGAAGGGAGGAGUCGCAGUAUAUCACAAUCCCGGUGGUAUUUUACGUGCUGUAAAUAUUAUAUAUGUAUAAAUCGACGCGCGCAGUUGAUGUGUUUUCUACGCUCGAAGCGGACACCAAAUUACGCGCGUCGUCGCACGACAAUUCGGGAUAGAGUAAUAUAAUGUUGUAAAUAGUCUUGUCCAUGUAGAUGAUCUCUUUUUUUUAUUCGAUUCCUGUAUAUAGAAGAAAGAUUGUUAAGCCUAAGAAGCAUGGGUCGCGUAUGUAUAUAUGUACACAUAUGGAGAAUGUGGUGCGUGCGGCUACAUGUGUACGACCGUCAAAUAAAUGUUCAGAUCUUUCAUAGAA
Megalopta genalis is the source of this 2084-nucleotide messenger RNA. RefSeq lists its product as uncharacterized. Lineage: Eukaryota; Metazoa; Arthropoda; Insecta; Hymenoptera; Halictidae. Gene Ontology annotation, cellular component: nucleus. The record is from RefSeq and is a predicted model, not a curated record. Gene Ontology annotation, molecular function: sequence-specific double-stranded DNA binding; DNA-binding transcription factor activity. Gene Ontology annotation, biological process: regulation of transcription by RNA polymerase II.